AUGAGAGAAGUUAUCAGUAUUAAUGUCGGUCAAGCUGGUUGUCAAAUCGGUAACGCCUGUUGGGAAUUAUAUUCUUUAGAACAUGGUAUUAGACCAGAUGGUUAUUUACAAGAGGGAUUAACCAGACCAAAAGGUGGUGAAGAAGGGUUUUCUACUUUCUUCCAAGAAACUGGUAAUGGUAAAUAUGUCCCACGUACCGUUUACGUUGAUUUAGAACCAAAUGUCAUUGAUGAAGUUCGUACCGGUAAAUACAAGGAUCUUUUCCACCCAGAACAAUUGAUCAGUGGUAAAGAAGAUGCUGCCAACAAUUAUGCAAGAGGUCAUUAUACUGUUGGUAGAGAAUUAUUAGAUGAUAUCUUGGAUAGAAUUAGAAAAAUUGCCGAUCAAUGUGAUGGUUUACAAGGUUUUAUUUUUACUCAUUCCUUAGGUGGUGGUACUGGUUCAGGUUUAGGUUCUUUAUUAUUGGAACAGUUAUCUAUGGAUUACACUAAGAAGGCUAAAUUAGAAUUUGCUGUAUACCCAGCUCCUCAAGUUUCUACUUCUGUAGUGGAACCUUAUAACACUGUUUUGACUACUCAUACUACUUUAGAACAUGCCGAUUGUACAUUUAUGGUUGAUAAUGAAGCAAUUUAUGAUAUGUGUAAAAAAAAUCUAGACAUUUCAAGACCAAGUUUCUCCAAUUUAAAUAAUUUAAUUGCUCAAGUCGUUUCCUCAGUUACAGCUUCUUUAAGAUUCGAUGGUUCAUUGAAUGUUGAUUUAAAUGAAUUUCAAACCAAUUUAGUCCCAUAUCCAAGAAUACAUUUCCCAUUGGUAUCUUAUGCUCCAAUCUUAUCUAAAAACAAAGCAUUCCACGAAACUAAUUCUGUGUCUGAAAUUACCAAUGCUUGUUUUGAACCAUCAAAUCAAAUGGUUAAAUGUGAUCCUAAGACCGGGAAAUAUAUGGCUAACUGUCUUUUAUAUAGAGGUGAUGUUGUUACAAGAGAUGUUCAAAAUGCUGUUUCACAAGUUAAAAAUAAAAAAACUGUUCAAAUGGUGGAUUGGUGUCCAACUGGUUUCAAAAUUGGUAUUUGUUUUGAACCUCCACAUGCUACUCCAGAUUCUCAAUUAGCUAAAGUUGAUAGAGCUGUUUGUAUGCUAUCAAACACUACAGCUAUUGCUGAUGCUUGGAAGAGAAUCGAUAGAAAGUUCGACUUGAUGUAUUCAAAGAGGGCUUUCGUUCAUUGGUAUGUUGGUGAAGGUAUGGAAGAAGGUGAAUUCACUGAAGCUAGAGAAGAUUUAUCUAAUUUGGAAAGAGAUUAUUUGGAAGUAGGUGCUGAUUCUUACCAAGAUGAAGAAUUUUAA
Molecule: messenger RNA, 1341 nt
Organism: Henningerozyma blattae CBS 6284
Lineage: Eukaryota; Fungi; Ascomycota; Saccharomycetes; Saccharomycetales; Saccharomycetaceae
Gene: TUB1
Product: alpha-tubulin TUB1
Exons: 1
Coding region: 1-1341 (446 amino acids)
Biological process (GO): microtubule cytoskeleton organization; nuclear division; mitotic cell cycle
Cellular component (GO): spindle; microtubule; nucleus
Molecular function (GO): GTP binding; structural constituent of cytoskeleton
Source: RefSeq, a predicted model, not a curated record